AUGGAGAUCAUACUCUCCUCAAAGAGAAAGCAAGGGUUUGUCAAUGGAACCCUUGAGAAAGAUACAACUGAUUUAACCAAAGUUGAGCAGUGGGAUACCUGCAACAGUGUGGUGCAAUCGUGGAUAAUGGCUGCAGUAUCUCAGAGCAUUAAAAAAUCAAUCUUGUUCGUAGCAAAUUCAGCUGAGAUUCGGAAACAAUUAAAGACUAGAUUUUCUCAGUCUAGUGGCUCAAGGAAAUACAAAUUGAAUAGAGAAGUUUAUGGUCUCAAGCAGAAAGGGAAGUCUGUAAGUGAUUACUACACUGAAAUGCAAGUCUUAUGGCAAGAAAUAGUUGCACUCAGUUGUAAAGCCCUAGCUUUACUCUCACCUGCAGAUGCAAUAAACAGAGCAGAAACACCCAAACAACAAGGCCAAACAACAGAACUGAAAAAAGGAUAUAUAAAAGAAGGGAAGAUUGAUUGA
Molecule: messenger RNA, 462 nt
Organism: Spinacia oleracea (spinach)
Lineage: Eukaryota; Viridiplantae; Streptophyta; Magnoliopsida; Caryophyllales; Amaranthaceae
Exons: 1
Coding region: 1-462 (153 amino acids)
Source: RefSeq, a predicted model, not a curated record